This is a messenger RNA of Acanthoscelides obtectus, 1149 nucleotides long. The record is from the annotation of a GenBank genome assembly. Lineage: Eukaryota; Metazoa; Arthropoda; Insecta; Coleoptera; Chrysomelidae.
GUUCCAAACGAACUGCUUGUGAGCAGCUCGUGAGCCGCUCGCGACGAGUCGCGGCCUGUCGGUUUUUUCGACGAACACAAAGGAAUUCGCAGUGCAUAUUGGGACGUGUUUAGACAAGCUUCGUUGUUUUUCGUUAGCUCGCGAGCGAACUUUAUUUUUCUUCAAUAAAGUUAUAGAUUCAUGGUCGAAAGAAAAAAUAUUAUGUCUGAUAAACGUUUAUAGAAUCAAAACGUUAUUAUGGGAUCCUAAAAAUGAAAAUCACUUCAAAAAAAAUUUGAAAGAGGACGCUUGGCGGGAAAUUGCGGAUGAAAUGGAAACCACUGCUGAACAGUGCAAAAAGAAAAUAAUAAGCCUCUUAGCUUCUUUCCACCGGGAGAAAAAUAAAACAAAGCAGGGGACUAGUACAGGAAAAGGAGGAGAUGAAGUUUAUUGCAGCAGAUGGUUUGCCUAUGAAGCGUUUAGGUUUUUAGAAGACAGAGAUUUACCACGAAAAAGACUUGCUACGGAACUGGAUGAUGUUAACGAAGCUGCCCUAUCUUCCGAACAAAUGGAACAAGAGGCGAUACCAGAGACACCUACGCUACCAUCUACCUCCAAAUCUACAAAGCGAUCAAAAACAAAACAAGAUAAUGUUUCCUCUCCAAUAAUGAGUGAUGCAUUUCAGAUUUUGAAGAAUGCUGCGAAAAAAAUGGACAAAGAGCCAACUCAACCCAGUGAAAUAGAUUUAUUUUUUAAUUUUGUUGCUGCAAAGGUUCAAAAAUACCCCCCUCCAAUACAACAGACAAUUCAACAUGCCGUUUUUGACCUUAUUAUUAAAGCUGAUAGAGGAUUUCUUAAUCCGACUUCAAUUCAAUCUUACAAUGAUUCUCAACCUACUUCCUACAUACAGUCACAAGCUACCAAUCAUAUCAAUUCACAACCUACUUCUUCGAUGUAUUCCCAACCUACUUCACAUAAUCUAUAUUCUCAAUCUUCUGAAACUUUUUAUUCACAACCUCUGCAAGUAAUAACCGUUCCUGCAACUUCUGAACCAUCAUUGUCCAACCCAUCAUCGCUACAAUCACCUGUUUCGUCACUCACAUCAGAAAAUUAUGAAGAUUUUGUGUAACGUUUUUGAGUUCUAUUUUUUGUUUGUUAACUUAGUGGUGG